Messenger RNA from Leptidea sinapis, 3065 nucleotides. RefSeq names its product UBX domain-containing protein 6 (gene Gint3). The record is from RefSeq and is a predicted model, not a curated record. Gene Ontology annotation, cellular component: cytoplasm. The coding region runs from base 447 to 1784 and encodes 445 amino acids. NCBI's taxonomy places the organism in Eukaryota, Metazoa, Arthropoda, Insecta, Lepidoptera, Pieridae. The transcript is spliced from 10 exons. Gene Ontology annotation, molecular function: protein binding.
UAUAAUUUAAUGAAAUCCUGUGUAAUUUAGUAUUGUUUAUAUGUAAUGUCUUUAUUCGAAACCACUACGCUUGAUUCUACACUUUAUGAAGCAUUAUACCUUCAAAUAGUGGAUAUUUUGACUUUUGCAAAGGAUUUUCUUCAAUCUUGCGUUUCAUCGUUACCCAUAGAAAAUUUGCCGAAAAGUCUUGGAUUUUUUGAUGAUUUUACGUUUUACAACGAUUUGGCUAAAGUUUUCUACUUCAACGAGUUCCAGGUUUUAUUGUUGAAAACGUUUUUGCUCAUACUUUUAUUCACAUUGCUGCUAAUUUUUAUUUCUUGGCGAGUAUACGGCUCACGAAUUUCUGAGCGGUUUAUUAAGCCGGCCACAUCAGCAACAAUUGCACAGUUGAAAGAAAGUGUAUCAAAACUAAAACUACCUAAAGAACAUACACCAAGGAUAUAAAAAUGGCUGAAAAGAUAAAGAACUUCUUUAAAAAGAAGAAGGUUGAUGCCAAAUUUAAACUCGCAGGUCCUGGUCAUAAAUUGAGUGAAUCAACUAUAAAUAGUCAGAGCUCCACUUCAAGAAAGGAAGCUCCAUUGCCAGCAAGGUCUGGUCUGACAGAGGAAAGUAAAGUGGCAGCCGAAGCAGCAUUGGCCAGGCUGCAGCAGACCAGGGAUAAUCCUGCAUUUAAUACUUCACUUGCUGCUGUUAAGGCGCAAGUUAAAAGAGAGUUGGAAAACGAGGCAGCGGGGAAUUCGAAAACAGCAGCAGAAAUUAAAGCAGUUAAAGAGGUGCCAGAGAAUGAUAUUGAUGUACCUAAAAACUAUGCAGCUUCUGGUGUGUUUUUCAAAUGUCCAUUGAUUAGUAAUGACAUAUUACCGAGGGAUGAGUGGAAAUGUAACAUUAAGAAGUUCCUCUACGAGCAGCUUGAAGAGGAGAGAGGGCUGACGGCCUGUCUAAUUAUUCAUUCCUGUAACCAUAAUAGGGAAAAGAUCGAGACCUGUAUAGAAACGCUUUGCAAAUACUUGGAGAACAUUGUUACACAUCCGGAUGAAGAAAAAUAUCAGAAAAUUAGAAUGUCGAAUAGGGCUUUCAAUGAUAGAGUACUUCCAAUAGAGGGUGCUUUGGAUUUCUUGUUGGCUUCUGGAUUUGCACAAACUAAACUGAGCAAUGCAGAGGGCGUUGAAGAGGAUUAUUUAGUAUUUAAUAAAGAUAAUGUGGCUUCCAUUGAGGAUUUAACAACGCUGAUAGAUGCUCUCAGAACGGCUGAACCGAUUCAGUUAGAACUGGACAGGAACUUGCAAGUACUCCUUCCAUCGCAGGCGGCCUCUAAGGUGCAACUCCCACCAUCUUUCUACGCCCUCUCUCCUGAAGAGAUCAAGAGAGAGCAUCAGUUACGAGCGGAAGCCAUAGAAAGAUCCCAGAUGUUGCGGACAAAGGCGAUGCGAGAGAAAGAUGAGCUCAGAGAGAUGAGAAAAUACAAGUUUGCGAUUGUACGUGUGAGGUUUCCCGACGGAAUACUGCUGCAAGGGACAUUUUCAGUGUACGAACGCUACAUUGAAAUAGAAGAAUUUGUUCGAGAAAAUUUGGAACUAGACUUACCAUUUACGCUAAUCACCCCUACGGGCCAAAAGCUCUCGCUAGAAGAAGACGCGAAUAGCAACCUUAUUGAUCUUAAAUUAGUACCGACCAGUGUGCUCAAUUUCGCGUGGCAUCCGUCCGUAUUGGAUGAAAUAAGUAGUAGUCCGAAUAAAGAUGUGUACUUAAAGCCAGAAGUUAUGGUCCUUGUGCAAGAGAUUUAAGAGGAAACAUUACUGGCCAUUUUUCAACUAUUCUCCUUGGUUUCUUACUCUACAUCAAAACUAUUUCCAAAUUAGAUCAUUAUAUGUUUCUGAUUUGCUUUUUUUAAUAUUUUUCUUUUUGUAAGUGCUUCAAAAAGUCACUAGCAAGGCCACAAAUAGAUGCCUAAUAUAUAAACAACAAAAAAUCAAAACAGUCUCACACAGAAUAUUCCCCCCUAUUUAGUUUCCAAAACUUCGUUGAGGUUGAUUUUUUUUUGUUGUUGGAAAUUGCCGAGAGCGAAAUCUUGAGUUUUCAGAUUUUAUGUCGGAGCUUGUCUAUAUCACACUGAUCAUUGUCUCACCUGUGUUAGCGGACAGUAUGUUGUUUUACAGUUCUGAAAAAGCCCUCAGCUUGUUUCCUCUUAAGUACCUAUUGUAUUAUAUUGUUACUAUUAUAUAUCUUGUAUAUACAAAUAUAACACUGAUUUUAACUCUUGUCCAUUAGUCCAUUGGUUAAACACGCAUCUUAAAUUGUGAUAUUUUCACAGUGCACAUCAUACUUUAAGACAUCUUGAGUACCACCAUUCACUUCAAACGAAACACAAACAAGCUCUAGUAUACAGUAGUAAGACAGAAAUAAAUGUGGGGGCAGUUUCCCCCAUUUCUCCCUACAUAUUGUAUGCUACUUCUCAGUUUUUGGACCACGGAAUAUUGACAAAUUUUGAAGUCGAAAGAAAGUUUAAAAAAAUAAAAUAAAAUUGUCUUACAUGAAUCGAAAUAAUGUAAUACAUAGUAAGUUUCAAGGACAACCUACUAUGGAAUGAGUGUGGACUGACAUUAACACUGCAGUGAUUCUGGCAUUGCAAGAGAAUAUGGGUGAUAACUGGUAUGUGGUCAAUGCUAGAUUGUCGUUUUUUUCUAUAAGAAAAUCAAUUUGAAAUAUUGUAUAGGUUACAAAAUCAGAUUAAAAAAGCUUUCGUUCACUAUAAUUAGUGAUAACAUUCUUAAACUAAAACUAAUAAGUAUUGUUAUAAAAGAUCUCUAUUGCAUAAUUAACCUUUAUUUUGUUAUAUUACUAUUACCUAACUUUUACAUAUUUUACCUUAACUAUGAACACAAAUUAUAAACUGCAUUUUAGUGUUAGUAAUAAAAAUCAGGAAAUAAUUUGCUAUAUGUUGUCUGUUAAACGAAAAUAAUAAGUUUAGUCACAUGUUUAUUGAAGGUAUAAGUUUGUAUACUAUAAUUACUAUAUGAAUUCCUAUGUACUUUAAUAUUUAUUUUAAAUAAAGUAUAUUAUAGUUA